AUGCACACAUCAAGUGACAGCACCACCCAGCAGCAGCAGCAACGACCAGCCUAUGCGCGUGAUACUCGAGCAGCACGACACACGCGUCGACUGCAUCCCCAACCACCCACCAUCCCCUCUCUCUCCUUCCCUGCAACGCAUGCAAGUGAAGCAGACAACAAUCUCCAUGCCAGUAUCUGCAAGCAAUUCCAACAGAGUGCCAAUGCCCUGCACAUCUGUAAACACGAAUGCACACGCACGCUGAGACGACGCUCAACCGCAUCCAGUACUUCAUCAAGCUUGUCACGGGAGAGCUCAGGCAGUGUCUCACCAAUUGCAGUUGGCGGACACCUCGAUGAUCAUAUCGAUCCACAAUUCAGCAAUACCAUCCAGCAAGUCCUCAAUACACUCUUGACAUACGAACGUCUCUUCAGAAAGAAUGCCAUUCCUCAACUCUCACCACAGACAGAACUCACGGAUGUCUAUGCAGAGAUUUCGGAACUCCUUGGAGAACUGACAGCUUAUGCGGGUGAAGCAACCGCAGAGAUGAGCGUUAUUACGCAAGUCUUGAUCUCUCUCACCAUCAAGAAACAUGGACAAGCAGUGACGGAGGCGGUGGCACGGUUUGCUGAGGCAUUGAAGCAGGAGUCUGCACGGUUGGAGCAUGCACUUGCACGCGAGGAGGAGGAAGCCAUUGACCUGGCGUCAUGA
Molecule: messenger RNA, 690 nt
Organism: Protomyces lactucae-debilis
Lineage: Eukaryota; Fungi; Ascomycota; Taphrinomycetes; Taphrinales; Protomycetaceae
Exons: 1
Coding region: 1-690 (229 amino acids)
Source: RefSeq, a predicted model, not a curated record